Messenger RNA from Penicillium nucicola, 939 nucleotides. RefSeq lists its product as uncharacterized. Bases 1 to 939 code for a protein of 312 amino acids. The transcript is spliced from 5 exons. NCBI's taxonomy places the organism in Eukaryota, Fungi, Ascomycota, Eurotiomycetes, Eurotiales, Aspergillaceae. Gene Ontology annotation, molecular function: oxidoreductase activity. The record is from RefSeq and is a predicted model, not a curated record.
AUGGCAUCUUCACAGCAAGUUGCCCUUGUCAUGGGUGCAUCCCGUGGCAUCGGCCGUCAAAUUGCCAUCGAUCUCGCAAAGAGUGGCUACUCGGUAAUGCUAGCGGCAAAAACAACCUCAGACGCAUCAAGUGUGGUCCCAUUCCCCCCAGACCCAAACUCAUCAAAAUCAACAAUCAACACCGUAGAACGGGAGAUCCAUGAAGCAGGCGGCCGCGCUGCCACGGUUGCGGUUGACGUACGCGAUGCGGAGCAGAUCCAACAUGCUAUUGAAGAGACAGCGCGUAUAUUCGGCAAGCUGGACGUCUUGGUUUACAACUCCGGGGCGAUCUGGUGGUCGUCUGUGGAGAAUACGCCUUUGAAGCGGUUCCGACUUAUGCAGCAGGUGAAUCCCGAGGGGCUUUAUGCGACUGUUCAAGCUGCUUUACCAUUCUUUGAGAAGAACGGGUGGAAGGGGAGGAUUGUUGUUGUCUCGCCUCCGAUUUAUUCCAGAUUCUUUCGCGGGAAGACGGCUUAUGCUAUGGGUAAGGUCGGGAUGAGCGUCUUGGUCAAAGGUCUAGCCAUGGACUUUGUUCGUCAAGGCCGAAAUGAAAUGGCGGUGACCAGUAUCUGGCCUGCAUCGUCUAUUGAAUCGGCAGCUACAGAGCAUAACAAGGCAGCUGAUCAAUCCCACAAGAAGGAUUUGCGAAAGCCUGCCAUUUUCUCCGAUGCUAUAUUAGCUAUGCUUCGUGCCCCACAUAGUGUGGUCAACGGGUUGUUGGACACGGACGAGGAUUUCCUCCGCGAAAAGUGCGGUGUACUUGAUUUCUCCAAGUACUCUGUGAUCCCAGGGUCCACCCCACGGCGGAUCAUGCCGGCUCAGUUCCCGGCAUUGGAAGUUGCAGAGCAGGACGAUGAAGGGCAGCGGAUGGAUAGUACUAGAUUGAGAGCUAAGAUGUAG